Messenger RNA from Knipowitschia caucasica, 360 nucleotides. Lineage: Eukaryota; Metazoa; Chordata; Actinopteri; Gobiiformes; Gobiidae. The record is from the annotation of a GenBank genome assembly.
AUGAUCAUUGUGGUGUACAGGGUUGUGUAUGGUUUUAUCUGCCUGUAUGCGCUUAUGCUCGGAGUCACAGUGCAGACACAUCCUGCGUCCUUCAGCGGCGCGUGUGGGAAGGAGAGGAGGGGCAGGAUCACGGGCGGACUGCCGCUACUGCUGCUGCUGCUGCUGCUGCUGCUACUGCUGCUGCUGCUGCUGCUGCUGGUGGUGUCGUUACACCGCGCAGCCACUAUCACCACUCCUGGCUCUACUCCCAUCUCUUUCAUCUCUUUUCCUCAACUUGUCCCGCGCCAGGAUGGACACAUUUUUCCCGCUGUUUUCUCCAAAGUGACUCACGGAGGCGUAAAGCGGACCGCGCUGCUGUAA